Molecule: messenger RNA, 414 nt
Organism: Gossypium arboreum
Lineage: Eukaryota; Viridiplantae; Streptophyta; Magnoliopsida; Malvales; Malvaceae
Exons: 1
Coding region: 1-414 (137 amino acids)
Source: RefSeq, a predicted model, not a curated record
AUGUCUGGUAAUGGAGCCUUUAUACCAGAAUCAGUCGUGAAACCAACCCAUCUUUCACAGAUAUUAGAGGAACAAAUGAAAGAUAGUCAGUGUGAUCGAUUCAAGCAAAGAAUGGAGUUUGGCAAAGCAGUAAACUUCAGUAUAAGAAAAGAUGUCGAGUUAAGGUUCAAGAACAUAAUGUUUGUACCAACGGAAAAUGAGUUGCGAAAAAAUUUUCUUAAGGAAGCUCAUCAAAGACCUUAUUUACUACACCCUGAAAGCAUCAAAAUGUAUAAAGAUCUGAAGGGCUCUUAUUGGUGGGCUUGCAUGAAAAGGGAAAUUGUUGAGUAUGCCUCAACUUAUUUGACGUGUCAAAGGAUUAAGGAUGAACACGAAGCUCCUUCCGACAAACUGUAUCCUUUGGAAAUUCCAUAA